UCAAGUCCCGCCUCUUGGGCAGACGAGCCAAUUGGGUCGCGAGUUGUGGUUUAAACGGGAGUGAGCCGCGCCCGCUAGCAGCGGUUUUAGAAUAAUCCAGAAUGGCUACUCUGAUCUUUGUCGAUAAGGAAAAUGGAGAACCAGGCACCCGUGUGGCUCCUAAGGAUGGACUGAAGCUGAAGUCUGGGCCUUCAACCAAAGCCUCAGAUGGGAGAUCUCAGGUUUCAACACCACGUGUUGGCAAAAUAUUUGAUGCUCCACCAGCCUUACCUAAAACUGCCAGAAAGGCUUUGGGAACUGUCAACAGAGCUACAGAAAAGUCAGUAAAGACUAAUGGACCCCUCAAACAAAAACAGCCAACUUUCCCUGCCAAAAAGGUGACUGAGAAGACUGUUAAAGCAAAAACCUCGGUUCCUGCCUCCGAUGACACCUAUCCAGAAAUAGAAAAGUUCUUUCCCUUCAAUCCUCUAGAUUUUGAGAGCUUUGACCUGCCUGAAGAGCACCAGAUUGCAGACCUCCCCUUGAAUGGAGUGCCUCUCAUGAUCCUUGAUGAGGAGAGAGAACUUGAAAAGCUGUUACAGCUGGGCCCCCCUUCACCUGUGAAGAUUUCCUCUCCAGCAUGGAAAUCCGAUCCGUUGCAGUCUCCUUCAAGCAUUCUGUCAACGCUGGAUGUUGAAAUGCCACCUGUUUGCUAUGACAUAGAUAUUUAAAUUUCUUAGUGCUUUAUAGUUUGUGUGUGUUUAUAUUAAUAAAGCAUUUCUUUAACAGA
Messenger RNA from Lemur catta (Ring-tailed lemur), 769 nucleotides. RefSeq names its product PTTG1 regulator of sister chromatid separation, securin (gene PTTG1). Gene Ontology annotation, biological process: chromosome organization. The record is from RefSeq and is a predicted model, not a curated record. The transcript has 6 exons. The coding region runs from base 102 to 710 and encodes 202 amino acids. Lineage: Eukaryota; Metazoa; Chordata; Mammalia; Primates; Lemuridae. Gene Ontology annotation, cellular component: nucleus; cytoplasm.